Clunio marinus is the source of this 207-nucleotide messenger RNA. The record is from the annotation of a GenBank genome assembly. NCBI's taxonomy places the organism in Eukaryota, Metazoa, Arthropoda, Insecta, Diptera, Chironomidae.
AUGGAACGCGAAGAGCAAGCGAAACAAGAUGAAUUUUCACAGGAAGAAUUUUAUAUGCUCUGGAUAGGCUGGAGCAGGAAAAUGGUUGUUGCUUUUCAAAUAUCCAUGUAUUCACCCUUGUCCUACAUAGCUCCAGUCGACCCCCGACCAUUUGGAAGAUUCAUCGAUUUUUUACAUUUCAUGGCAGUUUUUAGAGAAAAUCUGUAA